AGGCAACGCCCGACGAGGGCGAGGCCGAGCUGCUGGCUGAGGUGGAGGGCCUGUACGUGCAGGCCAUGGAGCACGAGCUGGCCUUCUUCGGCCAGUUCGGCCUCGAGGGCACGGGCCAGGAGGCGCAGCGGCGGGCGCUGCUGCGCGCGGCGCGGAUCGUGCCCCCGCGGGUGCUCAUCAUCGCGGGGUCGGACAGCGGUGGCGGGGCCGGCAUACAAGCGGACGUGAAAGCCUGCGCCGCGCUGGGGGCUUUCAGCACGACGGCGAUCGCGGCGCUGACGGCCCUCAGUAUCGUUUAACCGACCCCCAUCCCCAUCCCCAUCCCCUUCGAGGCCCCCACCAAAUGACCCCCCCAGUGGGGCAUACACCCCUCGAAACCCGAAGGGAAAGACCUACAUCCCCAUCUAGGGGUGUAAAUCGGCCAGUGGGGCCCAGGCCGCGCCGCUGGGGAUGGGGAUCGGUUAAAGACGAUACUCAGGCCCAGAACUCCGCUGGCGUGCAGGGCAUCUACCCGAUCCCAGUCGAGUUCGUGCAGCAGCAGAUGAGAUCUGUGCUGGACGAUCUGGGCGCCGACGUCGUGAAAACCGGCAUGCUGGCCACGUCGGCCAUCGUGAAGUCUGUCGUUGAGGGUCUGGCGGACAGAACCAGCUCGGUCGAGCGGUGGCGAAGGAGGCUGGUGGUCGAUCCCGUCAUGGUCUCCACGAGUGGGCACCAGCUCUUGGAGGACGACGCGGUGGACAGCGUGAAGAAGCACCUCUUCCCGAUCGCGACGAUCAUCACGCCGAACCUCUGCGAGGCCAGCCUGCUCCUGGAGGGGCGGAAGAUCGACUCGGUGGAGGCGAUGAGGCAGGCCGCCGUGGACCUGUGCGCCAUGGGGCCGCGGUGGGUGCUCUUGAAGGGCGGGCACCUGCAGGAGCCGGGGGCGGGGCGGGGCGGUCAGGGCCAUCUCCUCCUCCUCCUCCUCCUCCUCCUCCUCCUCCUCCUCCUCCCUCUCCUCCCUCUCUUCCUCCUCUCUCCUCCUCCUCCCUCUCUCCUCCCUCCUCCUCCUCCUCCUCCUCCUCCUCCUCCUCCUCCUCCUCCUCCUCCCUCCUCCUCCUCCUCCUCCUCCUCAUUCCAUGGCCCUCCUUCUUUGUCUUUUUUUUGUUGUUAUUAUUCUUCUUCUUCUUCUUCUUCGUUGUAA
Molecule: messenger RNA, 1180 nt
Organism: Prorocentrum cordatum
Lineage: Eukaryota; Dinophyceae; Prorocentrales; Prorocentraceae
Source: the annotation of a GenBank genome assembly